Messenger RNA from Oncorhynchus nerka (sockeye salmon), 2594 nucleotides. Its product is annotated as C-X-C chemokine receptor type 3-like. Bases 852 to 1982 code for a protein of 376 amino acids. Gene Ontology annotation, cellular component: membrane; external side of plasma membrane. Gene Ontology annotation, biological process: immune response; positive regulation of cytosolic calcium ion concentration; G protein-coupled receptor signaling pathway. Gene Ontology annotation, molecular function: C-C chemokine binding; C-C chemokine receptor activity. The record is from RefSeq and is a predicted model, not a curated record. The transcript has 3 exons. Lineage: Eukaryota; Metazoa; Chordata; Actinopteri; Salmoniformes; Salmonidae.
UCUCUUCUAAAAGUCUUGCAUCAUCCCCAUGACCUCCUUCACUUUUCUUUUGUGUGAACUGUUAGGUGAAGUUGUUGUCUCUUUUUCCCCUCUUCCUUUAAGCUCUUUUCUGUUCUGCUUCUUUAAGUGCUCAGGGGAUGAAGCCAUUCAAACAAACUGCCUGUUCUCUCCUGGCUUAUUUAUAGUGUAAGUAAACAGCAGUGUUUGUCUCUAGUUUCUCCAAUGGUACUGGGACUAGUAAAUGAUCGGUUAUAGAACAUGGCUAAUGUGGUAAGUACAUUUCUCAUUUCAAACCCUUUCUACUGUCUAGGUGUCUUCUCUUUUCUCCUCGUCUGUGGUCUUUGUCCUACACAAGUUCUCUUUACUCCACUUAAGUCUUUCAUGCUGUUUGAAUUCCUUUGUGUGUGUUUGUAUGCAUAUGUCCGUGCAUCCAUACACCCAUAUGUUCUCUCUCUCUAUCACUUUCUCUCUGUCUCCCCCUCUCUCUUGCCGACUCCCACCAGUCUUUCUGGUUUAACAGAAAAUCAGAUAAGUAUAGAAUACCUACAGAGAGGUUAGAGAGUGUGGUUAGAGCACAACGAGACAAGCUCCCAUAGUGUGUCAAUGGCACCCGUCAGAUGGUCUGCAGUGCAGUGGACCGCCCCCGUAAGGGGAACAGUACUUUCCGCUGUUACUAUGGUGGUGUUGCCUCAUCUGGUGACAUCGGAAUCAUGUGAGCAGCGUUAAUAUAAUCUGAUCUGGCCCUUGUCAGAUGAGACACUUCAGGGGAUACCUCUCUUUCUCACACCCAAGCAACCUGUCAGUGUUAGAGCAGAGGACCGGAGACUAAAGACAGAUCUCUCUAGACAGACAUGGAUUUGGACCUGGGAGGGAUAUUUCUAGAGAAUAGCACCUAUAACUACGAUGGGGACUAUGUUUAUAAAGAGGACUGCUCCCCUGAAGAUGGCGUUGGGGUGCAUUUUGGCACAGUGUUCCUCCCAAUGCUCUACUCCCUAACGCUGGUCCUGGGGCUAGUGGGUAACGUGCUGGUCCUGGUGGUUCUGGUCCAGAGGAGGCGGAGCUGGAGCGUGAUGGACACCUUCAUCCUGCACCUGGGCAUGGCUGACACCCUGCUGCUGGUCACGCUGCCCCUUUGGGCUGUUCAGGCCACUGGGGAAUGGAGUUUCGGGACCCCCCUCCGCAAGAUCACUGGAGCCAUGUUCACAAUCAACUUUUACUGUAGCAUCUUCCUGCUGGCCUGCAUCAGUCUGGACCGCUACCUGUCCGUGGUCCACGCGGUCCAGAUGUACUCUCGCAGGAAGCCCUGGAUGGUGCAGGCCAGCUGCCUGUCCGUGUGGCUCCUCUCCCUCCUCCUCUCCAUCCCCGACUGGCAUUUCCUGGAGUCUGUGAGGGACACCAGACGAGACAAAGUGGAGUGUGUUCACAACUACCCGUCCCUCUCCCAGUCUUGGUUUGACUGGCGCCUGGCGUCCUGCCUGCUCUACCACACGGUGGGCUUCCUCCUCCCCUCUGCAGUGCUACUCUUCUGCUACUCCUGCAUCCUGCUGCAGCUGCAGCGCGGCUCCCAGGGCCUCCAGAAGCAGAGGGCCGUCCGGGUCAUCCUGGCCCUGGUGCUGGUCUUCUUCCUCUGCUGGACUCCCUACAACAUCCCCCUAAUGGUGGACACUUUUCAGGGGAGACCUGGGGAGCCUGUUUCUGGGUCCUGUGAGAACGGGAGGACAGCUGUGGAGAACAGUCUGGUGGUUACGUUCGCUCUAGCCUGCCUGCACGCUUGCCUCAACCCAGUGCUCCAUCUCGGAAUGUGUAGAAACUUCCGGCAACGCGUGCUGGAUAUGGUGAGGUGUGUUGAGGGGGUACAGCACGAUCUGAAACGCUCACUGUGGGAUUCAGGUAUGGUUGAAGACUCACCUGACCAAGCAGAGGAGAAGGGGACGUUGAACCCAAUGACAACCAUGGGACAGGUACAGUCCACCCAGAGCUGAUGGGUAGGAAGAGGAUCCUAAUGACUAAUAUAGUCAUGGGUCUGGGGACUAUUGGAUGACCGUAACCUGGGUCAUGAGUCUGGGGACUGGUGGAUGACCGUAACCUGGGUCAUGAGUCUGGGGACUGGUGGAUGACCGUAACCUGGGUCAUGAGUCUGGGGACUGGUGGAUGACCGUAACCUGGGUCAUGAGUCUGGGGACUGGUGGAUGACCGUAACCUGGGUCAUGAGUCUGGGGACUGGUGGAUGACCGUAACCUGGGUCAUGAGUCUGGGGACUGGUGGAUGACCGUAACCUGGGUCAUGAAAGAAAGACAUGCAUAGUAGAAAGCCCCUUAUGAGGACUGCUUUCUUUGAAUUGCACUUUAAUGGAUAACGCUAAGACUAAAUGUAUAUUUAUAUAUUUUUAUAAAGUCAGAGGGUUGUCUGCUCUUCACGUUUUACCUAUCAAUGUCGUCCGGGUCUGUAGAAUUUGUUGGAAAGAAUCAUGCAUCCAUUAUUCAAACCUACAUCUAUAUAUAUAUAUAUAUGUGUGUGUGAUUCGGAAUAAAUGUGACAUGGAAUGGAACAGAAGAACUGACCUGGAAUUUUCAUGACAAAACUUUUUUGGUUAA